UCCAGAAGGAUCGACUUCACAAGUUAGUACAGGAUCUUCUGUUCAGAAGACCAGUCUUGAGAGAGAAUCAGCUGUCAGGGCUCCUCUUGGCUCUGUCAAAGAAGAAUCAAAAUCACAAGUUAGGAUGGGAUCUUCUCCCCAGAGGACCAGUCUUGAGAGAGAAUCAGCUGCCAGGACUCCUCCAGGCUCUUUCAAAGAAGAAUCAAAAUCACAAGUUAGGAUGGGAUCUUCUCCCCAGAGGACCAGUCUUGAGAGAGAAUCAGCUGCCAGGACUCCUCCAGGCUCUUUCAAAGAAGAAUCAAAAUCACAAGUUAGGAUGGGAUCUUCUGCCCAGAGGACCAGUCUUGAGAGAGAAUCAGCUGCCAGGACUCCUCCAGGCUCUUUCAAAGUCACUCCAGAAGGAUCGACUUCACAAGUUAGUAUGGGAUCUUCUGUUCAGAAGACCAGUCUUGAGAGAGAAUCAGCUGUCAGGGCUCCUCUUGGCUCUCUCAAAGUGACUCCAUGUGGACCAACACCCCAAGGCAGUAUGGACCCUCCUGUCCAGAGAAAUAACUUUGAGAGGGCAUCAGCUGUAAGGGCUCCUCAAAUCUCUGUCCCAGUGACUCCAGAGGGAUUGACAUCACAAACUGGUAUGGGAUCUUCUGUUCAUAGCACCAGUCCUAAGAGAGAAUCAGCUGUCAGAACUCCUCCAGGCUCUGUCAAAGUGACUCCACAUGGAUCAACACCUCAGGGUAGUAUGGAACCUCUUGUUCAAAGGAGUAACUUUGAGAGGGCAUCAGCUAUAAGAGCUCCUCAAAGCUCUGUCCCAGUGAUUCCAGAUGGAUCACCACAAGGCAAUUUGGGAUCUCCUCUCCCUAGGAGCGACCUUGACAGGGCAUCAGCUAACAGGACUCCCCAAAGCUCUGUUCAAGUGACUCCAAAUAGAUCAGCAUCACAAGUCAACAUGGAAUCUCAUGUACAAAGGAGCAACCCAGAAAUGGCAUCUGCUGCCAGGACUCCCCAAUCCUCUGACCAAGAGUCUCCAGAGGGAUCAACAGCACAGAUCAGUGUGGGAUCUCCUAUGCAAAGGAGCUGCUUUAGGGGAGAAUCAGCUGUCACGACUUCUCAAAGUCUUAUUCAAGAUACCAGUAAUAACAACGAACCCUCAAAUUUUAGACGAAAAAAGAAGUGGGGAGGCGUUCGGAAAGUCCUCCAGGUCAGAGUCACAGAUACCAGUGAUAACAACGAAUCCUCAACUUCUGGGAGAAGAAGGAAGUGGAGAAGUGCUCGGAAAGUCCUCCAGGUUAAGGACACAGAUACCAGUGAUAACAAUGAACCCUCAACUUCUGGGAGAAAAGAGAAGUGGAGAAGCACUCGAAAAGUCUUCCAGGUUAGGGACACAGAUGCCAAUAAUAACAAUGAACCCUCAAGUGUUAGGAGAAGAAGGACGUGGAGAAGCACUCGGAAAGUUCUCCAGGUUAGGGACACAGAUACCAAUAAUAACAACGAACCCUCAAGUGUUAGGCGAAAAAGGAAGUGGGGAGAAGUUCGGAAAGUCCGCCAAGUUUGGGUCACAGGUGCCAGUAAUAACAACGAAUCCUCAAGUAUUAGGCGAAAAAGGAAGUGGGGAGGCGUUCGGAAAGUCCGCCAGGUUAGGGACACAGUUUUCAUAAACAUCCAAGAUCCAAAGGUGAAUUUCCAUCUCCCCGAGCUUCCUGUCACCUGUGGGAUGGUAAAGGGCACUUUACAUAAGGAAAAAAUAAAGAAAGGCUCCUCGGAGAAGUGCAUCGAGAUGGCGGACGGGACGUGGCUCACCCCGAGGGAGUUUGAAGUCAAAGGCGGCCGCGAACGCGCCAAGAAUUGGAAGAAAAGCAUCUACUGCGGCGGCUUAACACUGCACAACCUCAUCCAGGACAAACUUCUACCUUGUCCUCCAACUACACGUCACAAGAGAAAAAAGAUGCCCCCUGCAGGUGAACCUAGCAGACAGCUAGAAGCCAAGAAAAGGAUACUUCCAAGUCAGCCUCCAUCUGAUCAGAAUGAAGCUCCACCCCCACCUAAAAGAAGAGGCCGCCAGAGAAAGAUGCAGGUACCAAAAAGGACUCCUUUGAUCCCGUUCUACUUAUCAGCAGUGAGAAGUCAAGUAACUACCCUGGACAGCCGACCAAAGUACCGGGCCCAACUCCAAGCCAGGGAAUGGAUUCAUGUGACAUGCAGAGUAGGCAAGGGGCGUCUGUACAAGAACCGAUUUGCCUCAGCCUAUCGGGGAAAAUGCAUCCAGACAGAGACAGGGUGGUACACCCCAACAGAGUUCUUGGCCAAGGACCCUGAGUUCGAGAUUGCUUCCUGGACCCACAGCAUCUACAGUGGUAGACUAUCUCUCCAGUGCCUCAUUGAGAACAAAAUUUUGAAUCUUCAUGAAAGCGGCUGCAGCUGUGCCAUCUGCAAGGAAGAGGACAUCUUUCCAGAAAAUAGCGAUGUAUGCUUCAUGUGUACAGAUGGAGGUAAACUGUUCUGCUGUGACGCCUGCCCCAGAUCCUUCCAUGGGGACUGUCACAUCCCCGCUGUUUCACAGGAGAAUUGUGCACAGUGGUUCUGCACUUUCUGCAUAUUAAGGAUGAAUAAGGAAAAGAGGAGCUCAGACAAUAAAUCCUGCCAAUUGGAAUCGGAGGUUCUAAAACAGCAGAUGUGCUUUGAGCAGCGGAUGAAAUGUGAGUAUCUCCUGAUGAAAAUGUAUUGCUGCAGAGAAAGCAUGCUCUUUGCUACAGAUCCACGCAAUUUUAAGGCGUAUUCCAAGUGUGUCAGAGAACCCAUGUGGCUGGACCUGAUAAAGAAGCGGCUUAGUGAAGAGACCUAUAAUACAGUACAGGGGUUUGUCCUAGAUAUGCGCCUGAUUUUUAACAACUGCAAGAAAUUUAACAAGGACAACCAGUUUGGUCAUCUGGGAGCAAAGAUGAAGGAAAAGUUUGAGAAGGAUUUCAAAGAAGUCUUUAAUAUUGAGGAAUAAAAUGGAACAACAAAUCUUCCUAUGACUCUUCAUUAGUUAUGAGCCAAUCUAAUGCCAUGUGUUCCUUCCUCCUUGGCUGGAAUUACAAGAUCUGACCUCUCCACUGGCCUUCCUCAUUCUGACCCAUCAGUCAUCAGCUCUACUGAAACCCUAGAAGUCUUCUCUUUCUAUUUCAAUUUGGACUUUUCUGCUUGGUUUAAUAAGCAAUUGUCCCUUCUACCUUCACUUACUGAUUACCUAAUUCAGGCUCAGAAAUAGUGCUCAACAAAUUUCCAACAGAAGAUAAUCUGGAAGACCACAAGAAAAGGUCUGUCCUGAUCUGGUGGGAGGAGGCCAGCACAGGCCAGGAGGCAGAACACUGCUUCCCUUCUAAUCUUGUCUGCAUUAGUUUUGUUUGUACAAAAGUUAACUUGAUAUUGCAAUAUUCUCUUUGGUUUGGUUUUCUUGGGAUCUCUUCAUUUUAGUUCAGUAAUCACGACAAGUACAGACAAGUGUUAAAGUCCAAAUCCUUUAUUAUCUCA
Molecule: messenger RNA, 3507 nt
Organism: Antechinus flavipes (yellow-footed antechinus)
Lineage: Eukaryota; Metazoa; Chordata; Mammalia; Dasyuromorphia; Dasyuridae
Product: sp110 nuclear body protein-like
Exons: 31
Coding region: 125-2986 (953 amino acids)
Biological process (GO): regulation of transcription by RNA polymerase II
Cellular component (GO): nucleus
Molecular function (GO): protein binding; DNA binding; DNA-binding transcription factor activity, RNA polymerase II-specific
Source: RefSeq, a predicted model, not a curated record